UGGUAAUCACUUUUGCAAGCUGAGAUAUUUCUUCUGGUUGAUUCUGGUACAGAAUAGCAGUAUGGAUGAAACUAAGCUCUAUCUGUACGAAUGGGACUUUAUAGACCCCCCAAUAAAAGAUCAUGUCUGUGGACACUGCAAGCAAGUAUAUAGGAAGCCUAUGAUGAUCGAAUGCUGUGGAAGUACUUUUUGCGCCUCUUGUAUAAUGGACGAGGAUCCUUAUAGUGGUAAUAUCCAAUAUAUGUGCCCAAAUUGCAACGAAAAGAAUGUUGCUGCUAUUCUUAAUAGAAAAAAAUGGAACAAAAUACUUGAGCUGGGUAUUAAGUGCCCUUUUACUAGCCGUGGUUGCUUGUGGACUGGGGAACUAAAAGCAAGAGCUGCUCAUGUUGAUACUCUUAGCGGUAGUUGCGAAUGCAUUACUUCUACUUGCCCGAAUGGAUGUGAAGAAAUAUUAGAGAAGAAAGAAAGAACUGAGCACCUGAGCUAUUUCUGUCCCAAACGGCUCGUUGUCUGUAGUUACUGCAGCAAACACGAUAAACAAGAAUUCAUCAAUGGAGAGCAUAAGAAUAACUGCCCCGAGUUCCCAAUUGAUUGUCCCAAAAACUGUGGAGCGAAUGCUAUCAAACGAAUGAAUUUAGAAGAUCACCUGGUUGAGUGUUCAUUGCAUGAAAUCGAAUGUGACUUUAGUUACGCAGGUUGCUCUAAAUUAAUUAUGAGGAAAGAUUUGGUAGAGCAUCACCAAAAUAAUUGGCAAAUGCACUUCGCCUUUCUGAUCAAAUUUUUCGAAGAAAUGCUACAAAAAAAGGAAUUGCAGCUGCACGAAUUAAUUGCAGAAAAAGAUGAGCAACUCCAGAAAAUGGUUAAGCAACAUAGCCAACAAUUGCAGGAAAAGGAUGAAGCAUUGCAAAAGUUAAUUGUGAUGAGAGACGAAGAGAUUCAAAAACAAGUGAAAGAGCAAGAAACAAAGGUAGAUCAGCGGCUAGAGAAAUUGACAAAAGAUUUUGAAUCUAAAUAUGAUGAACUUAAAACUAAUUUAAGUAGGCUUUACCAUUUACCUUCCGCAAUUUCAACAGACGUACAUGAACGAAAAUUAGAAAUGACAGAAAUAAUUCAUAGAGGUAAAAAUAAGACCGAAAUUUGGAGAGGAAAGUACAACGGCACUGAAAUUGCAAUCAAGAAACCUGUAUCAGGUGCUUCUCCAUCCGAAAUACUUAUGGAGAUACAUAUCUUGAAGAAACUCAUGCAUUCCAACCUCGUGACGAUGGUGGAUUCGAUAACAACAGGUGAACCUGUGUACAUGAUCUUGGAAUACAUGUCAAAUGGAAACUUAGAGAACUACCUACGAAACAAUAAUACCUUGCUGCUACAUCAACAAAUAUCUAUUGGAAAGCAACUUGCACAUGGACUUGAGUAUCUUCAGGAAAAUCUCUGCAUUCAUCGACGCAUUAGAGUAGAUAACGUUUUAGUUGGAGAAAAUUUGAGAUGCAAAAUAAAUGAUUUGAGUUCAGCCGUGGUUCUGCAUAAAUAUAAUGAAGAAUAUGCGGUCGAAAAAUCCACUAAACUACGCAUUAAAUGGUGUGCUCCAGAAGUUCUUAAAGACAAGCGAUUCUGUCUUAAAUCUGAUGUGUGGGCUUAUGGUAUACUUUUAUGGCAGCUCAUUGCAGAUGGCGAAGAACCUUAUUCUGAGCUAACAGUUGUUCGAGCACAACAACACAUAUGCACAGGUACCCUCAUGUCACGCCCACAAAACUGCUUGGUAAACUUUUACACGCUUAUGCUGGAUUGCUGGAAACUAGAUCCUUGGGCGAGGCCAACAUUUGAAGCUUUGUCUGAUUUACUUGAUCAUGUCAAAGAUGCACACAAAUACACAGAUAUAAAGUGAUCUAUAUAUGCAUGCUUUCUUUAAGUUUGCACGUAUGCACAAUACGUCAAUCUCAACCUUUUGACACCCAUUAUUUUUGUUGACAGUUUUACAGAUAUUCAUUGCA
Molecule: messenger RNA, 1988 nt
Organism: Halichondria panicea
Lineage: Eukaryota; Metazoa; Porifera; Demospongiae; Suberitida; Halichondriidae
Exons: 1
Coding region: 62-1882 (606 amino acids)
Biological process (GO): protein phosphorylation
Molecular function (GO): zinc ion binding; protein tyrosine kinase activity; ATP binding
Source: RefSeq, a predicted model, not a curated record